Bactrocera tryoni is the source of this 463-nucleotide messenger RNA. RefSeq lists its product as uncharacterized. Lineage: Eukaryota; Metazoa; Arthropoda; Insecta; Diptera; Tephritidae. The transcript is spliced from 4 exons. The record is from RefSeq and is a predicted model, not a curated record. The coding region runs from base 80 to 463 and encodes 127 amino acids.
UUCGAUCAGCUGUUUCUAUUUACAUUCUGAUUUUGUUAAUUUGUCUGCAGGCUAUUAGUUAAAAUAAUUAAAAACAAAAAUGGAAUCACCCCGAGAUAAUGACGUCAAAGCCAAGCGUAUCCGUUGCAACCCAACCCGUAGAUGGGCGGCAGCAGAAGAGAAGUCUCUAAUUGAGUUUCUGUUGGAAAAUCGGCAACUUGAGAAGCCGUCCGCUCAAGCUUACUAUAAGCAGUUCUGCAUGGCAAAAAAUCUAACCAUGGAGUGGAAGCUUGUGCGUUCUAAAGUGCGGAACAUGAGAGUGAGCUACAACAAAGCGAAGACAUGGGAAGGCUCGACGGGAGCAGGUAGCAUGGGUGGCGAAACUAUUAAAAGUACUCUACUAAAAAUGUGCAUUUUUUUUUACGAGCUCGAAGACAUUUUUGGGAGCAGAGUUAGUGAAUGUGCCGCACCGAAGAUACGAUGA